Molecule: messenger RNA, 875 nt
Organism: Caenorhabditis elegans
Lineage: Eukaryota; Metazoa; Nematoda; Chromadorea; Rhabditida; Rhabditidae
Source: the annotation of a RefSeq genome assembly
AUGGAUUCUACUGUACCAUUCCCUCUCUGUAAACUUCCAUUUAUUGCACUCUCUGUUGUAACUUCUUACUUGAAAAUUAUGGAAAUAAUUGUACUUCUCAACACUUCCAAAAAUGCGAAACGUCUUGUUUCCCAGUCCAUUAGAAACCUUUCGAGACGAGUAGCAAAAGCAAAAGAUGAUCACUACUCCGUAUUGAUCAUUUCUACUAAAGAACAUUUCAAAGUUAUGUUAGAAAACCAAUUGACCUACUAUAUUGGGAAUGACAUUAACAAAGUUCGAGAAUCAAUCAAUUACCUGAACGAAGAAUUUCGGGUGAAUUUCAAAGCCCAAAUUAAUUACAAUCAGAAAGAAAAUGUCAUAAAUGCUCUUGAAAGUAUACCACCUGCUAAACAUUUUUAUAUCAUAACUUUCACCAGCCAAACCAUAUCGGAUGAUGUGUUCGAGAUUCUUCUAAGCAAAAAAAAACAUCUAAAUUGCGCAUCAGUGUGCUCAACCCACACAAUAUAAGCAACCGUAAUUUGGACAAGCUUCCUCGUUGUGUGAAUACAGCGCUUAGUUUGAACCGUAUUAACAUUUCCAGUCAACAAUUGAAUGAAUUCAUCAGAAAAUGGAUUAAACGAUCAGCUAAUUUUAAUAGGUUUGAAGCGAAAGGAAUGAACAUCAGACUUGAUAAAUCAGUAAUUUUAAUGAAUACAAAACAUAAAAAAGUGGAAGUGUUUUUAUCGUUGAAAACAUAUUAUAUAUAUAUUUAUACUUACAGAUCGACUAAUGAUUCAGUUUCCACGUUUGAAAUAAUGAAUCACUUUACAAUUAGGGAAAAGAUACUACUCAUUGGUGAACACAAGAUUCAGGUCGGAAGGCAUUUCUACUUUUAA